CAGCUAACAAACGAUUAACUCCUCCACAAAGGCGCCUAGUUACCGCUUUAGUUGUUCUGCUUCUCUCUCUCUCUAUUUUCUCUCUCUCUCUCUCCUCUCGCAAAUAUUCAUCGUUUGCCUUGUCCAGGUCUAUGAACUGAAUCCUGUCGCUUUUGGUCCUUUUAGGGCUUCGAAUUGGGAAUUGGAAUUGUGUCUCGUUUUCCGGUUCUUCGGCUUCGGCUUGAUUUUGGAGAUUUAGGGUUUUGUUUGUUCAGUGGGGACUUGUGGGAAUGAAAGAUUUGAAUACGGAUGUGUUUGACCCGACGGCCGGGAUGGAUUCGGAUUAUUCGCGUGCCUCUUGUGCUUCAUCUUCCGACGCGGAUUUUGGAUUCGCUUUUAACGACAGUAAUUUCUCCGAUCGGUUGCUACGGAUUGAGAUUAUGGGUGAACCGGCGGAGUCCCGCCCUGAUUCUGUGGGAUGUACUAGCAUCCUUGAUUGGGCUCGGCGGAAGAGAAGGAGAGAGGAUUGCAAGAAGGAAAGCGUCGUUGAUCUAAAUGGAUGCCCGGAGGAGCAAGUUUUAAAUGGAAGCCAACCUGACAUGGAUGAUGCCAUACCUUGUGAAAAUCUAGAUGAUGAACCUGCUCAAAUGAUUGAAGAGUUGCAUUCAGGUGAUGAAGCUGCAAAUGUCGAUGAAUCAAGCUGGGGGAUGGAUUGUUCUACUGUUAUUAAAGUUAAAACAUUGCAUAUCAGCUCUCCAAUUUUGGCUGCUAAAAGUCCCUUUUUCUAUAAGCUGUUCUCUAAUGGGAUGAGAGAGUCUGAACAGCGGAAUGUGACCUUACGCAUCAACGCCUCGGAGGAAGCUGCCCUAAUGGAGUUGCUGAAUUUUAUGUAUAGUAAUACCCUAUCUUUUAGCACCGCUUCAGCUUUGCUUGAUGUGCUUAUGGCUGCCGACAAAUUUGAGGUUGCUUCAUGCAUGAGGUACUGCAGCAGGCUUCUAAGAAAUUUGCCAAUGACACCUGAGUCGGCAUUGCUGUAUCUAGAGCUUCCAUCCAGCGUCUUAAUGGCUGAAGCAGUCCAACCAUUGACUGAUGCAGCAAAGCAGUAUCUUGCUGUUCGCUACAAGGACAUUACCAAGUUCCAGGAAGAGGUAAUGGCUUUGCCUCUUGCAGGAGUGGAGGCAAUAUUGUCUAGUGAUGAUCUACAGGUUGCAUCAGAGGAUGCAGUAUACGACUUCAUCUUGAAGUGGGCUAGAACUCAAUACCCAAAGCUGGAGGAGAGGCGAGAAGUGCUGGGGGCUCGACUUGCACGUUAUAUUCGAUUCCCCUUUAUGACUUGUCGUAAGCUUAAGAAAGUUCUGACCUGCAAUGACUUUGACCAUGAUGUUGCUUGCAAACUUGUGCUUGAGGCCCUUUUCUUCAAGGCAGAGGCUCCUCACAGGCAGAGAAUCCUAGCUGCAGAUGAGUCGGCUUCCUCAAACCGCCGCUUUAUCGAGAGAGCCUACAAGUAUCGUCCAGUCAAGAUAGUUGAGUUUGAUCGUCCUCGGCAGCAGUGUGUGGUGUACCUCGACCUCAAGCGGGAAGAAUGUGCAAAUUUGUUUCCAUCAGGGCGAGUAUAUUCUCAGGCAUUCCACUUGGGCGGACAAGGAUUUUUCCUUUCAGCUCAUUGCAACAUGGACCAGCAGAGCUCGUUCCAUUGCUUCGGGCUUUUCUUGGGAAUGCAGGAGAAAGGAUCAGUUUCUUUUGCAGUUGACUAUGAAUUUGCCGCAAGAUCAAAGCCAACCGAGGAGUUCGUAAGCAAAUAUAAGGGCAACUACACGUUCACAGGAGGCAAGGCAGUUGGCUAUAGAAACUUAUUUGCAAUACCUUGGACUUCUUUCAUGGCCGAAGAUAGUCUCUACUUUAUAAAUGGAGUCCUCCAUCUUAGAGCUGAACUUACCAUCAGGCAGCACUGACCCACCACAUUAUGUUCUGUAUCUAAAGUAUCGUAAGGUAAUUAUCAAAUCUCUCUGGUGUUCUAGGUUGUCUAACCAUCUAAUUUUUGUAUGUCUUUUUUUUCUUUUUCCUCGUUUACCCUUUUGACAUCCUCUCCCUCGACUCGAAGAGGACGAUGUAAUAGUAAAGGCAUUUAUAUUACUAAUACUCUGUUGGAUCUCAAGGAGAUUAUACUAAUUCCCUCUCCAUACUAUUUAACAUCAACAUUUGUAACUUGAAAUGCAUUUGGUAGUGUUAGAAAUUUGACUUUCCUGCUUC
Momordica charantia (bitter melon) is the source of this 2229-nucleotide messenger RNA. Its product is annotated as BTB/POZ domain-containing protein POB1. Gene Ontology annotation, molecular function: protein binding. NCBI's taxonomy places the organism in Eukaryota, Viridiplantae, Streptophyta, Magnoliopsida, Cucurbitales, Cucurbitaceae. The record is from RefSeq and is a predicted model, not a curated record. Gene Ontology annotation, cellular component: nucleus. Gene Ontology annotation, biological process: response to red light.